CGGGAAUAAUCUCGAUUCAACAAUCGAUCGGGCAGUUUACACACUCGGGUAAAAGUAAAGCGCCCAUUGUGGACGUCCAAGCUGUCGUUCAUUUGUACGUCAAAUCGUUCCUGGCGGGGGCGAUUGGUAUGUGUCCUUCUCUCGUUAUUCUGUUCGAUAGACAAAUUUCUUCUACUCAAUUCGCAUUCUAGCCUCUCCUAUACAUUCUACGGGAAAUACGGCCAGGUCGCACCGGUUCUGCGAUAUCUCUGAACCAAAUCAAACCAAAAAUCGUCUUUCCAGUCCCACCCUUUCUUCCGGCCCCGGCCCUGUUCCCCACAUCUGUGCAUGGAUAGCGAGGUUAGGCGUCUACCAUUCCGAAGAACGCCAACCCGUGUUCACGAACUGAGUAUUUCGUCCGAGCAUAUGACUUCUUCCCCUGUUGCGAUUCCGCAAUCCAUGGCAGAGUCCAGUCCCACCUCACCAGUCAAACCUCUAGCGCAAUUUCCUCCUCUCUCCCCGACAGAAUCCCGCAGCCGGGCACCGGAGUUUUACGGAUUCGUCGCUUGGACUUCCACUUAUCUCCUAUUCUGUCUUUUUCUCCUCUGGGCACUUCUUCCAGACGAGUACAUACUCUGGCUCGGUGUCACUUGGUAUCCCAACCGCGAAUGGGCCCUCCUCCUUCCAUCGUAUUCGAUAGUGCUCGUUCUGCUUACAUACUUCAGUUACUUCGCUCUGGCACUUGCCGCUACUCCUGCCUUCUCGGACAUGAGCACGAUAACGGAUUCCAAGGCCCUUCUCCCCGACGGAAACGGCGCGACCGUGAACCCCUACCUCGCACAUGCGGAACCCAAUGCCAUUCCGGAGUUAUAUGAUAUACCUAUUGGGCUGGUGAACAGAGUCAUUUAUGGUCGUCGAAAGAAUAAUUCCCCAAUAACGGCAUAUCCCGAUCCCUCACAACCUCCGCGGUAACUCACUGCAAGAUGGUGGCGAGAUAACAACCGGCAUCUGGCUGUAAUUCCAGGAGAGCUUCUCAAGAGUUACCGAUGAUAGCAUUUGAUCCUUUCGGCCAUUGGUGUGUUUCUAUGACGUGCUGACUACUGUGUCCUAGCCCACUGAUCCAAGAUUUUGGUGACCUACUGCGUUCCGCUUGUUCCGCUCAAUUCAUUCGAUUAUCUGUCGUGGACAAGUUGCGCUAAGACGUCACAUUGGGGCUGUGAUAAAUCACGCAUGCUGGAGAGAUGGCGGGAGAGUGUAGGAUCAUUAUUUGCAACUAUCUACCAUAAUCACAGGUAACGGUAGCAUUACGGCAUCACAUGGAUCUUCAGUCUAUCUAACGUAUUGGCUAUGGAAACGACUAAUGUUACAACAGUGGAGAACGGCAUCAGCGAACUAUUCGUACAACGGCGAAGCAGUGGCAUGGUAUCAAGAAUGACAAAGGUCGGGAAUAUGUCGUUAGAAAGCAGAAAGCAAGAGAUAGCGUAAACCAAAAGCGGCAUCUUCAUAACGUACAGACAACACAGUCCCACAGGGAUGCAGGAAGAACCAGAAUGACCAAAAUCUAGAGUGUGGAAGACAAGAUGGCGGGUCCAGGAAGACCCCUCCACUACAACGGAAAUUUAUUAGACUGCGGCGUCACAAUUAGCACUAAACAAUGGGACUAACCUGUGAGGAAAGGUACGGGUUCAUUCCAAACCGCUCAUAGGAGUUUCGUUCUUCAUAUCUGUCAUCCCCGUCCCACUUUGGCGAAGAUGGGAGAACGGCAGGAAGGGGAACGGAUACGACUGCACACGCGGAUGCGUACUCAUCCUCGGAGUCCGACGUAGGAUCUUUAAGGUGGUCCACGUUAGUACGAGAAGAGAGAGACUGAGGGACCCAGCGCAAUUUCGACGGCAAUUUCCCGACCUGCGGGGCAUCCGAAACGAUGGGUUCGUCGAAACCGACGGUGAACUGGGUGGGGGGAGCGCUGUGCUCGGUAGUGGGAAAUAUUCCGUGGGUGCGGA
Messenger RNA from Somion occarium, 1982 nucleotides. The record is from the annotation of a GenBank genome assembly. Lineage: Eukaryota; Fungi; Basidiomycota; Agaricomycetes; Polyporales; Cerrenaceae.